Rubroshorea leprosula is the source of this 1624-nucleotide messenger RNA. The record is from the annotation of a GenBank genome assembly. Lineage: Eukaryota; Viridiplantae; Streptophyta; Magnoliopsida; Malvales; Dipterocarpaceae.
GGUGUCGCACAGGUUUACCGUUCUCGUUUCGCGCUCUCUCUUCACUCCCUCCCUCUGCUCAAGGACAAAGAAACCCCAGUCUAUGUAUGGCUCCAACGAAACGCGAUAUUCCCAGAGAAGAAGAACCAGGGCAAGAACAAGAACCGAAGGUCAAGAAAACGAAAUCCGAUGACGAUGAGCAGACGAAGAAGCACCUUGUGGUUCUCAAUCCUGCUGACUAUGACUUAGAUUUUAAUAUUGAAGAAGAUGGUCUUUAGGGCUCAGCACUCCAUGAGCAGGGUUUUGCCUAUUGUUGGUCUGGUGCUCGUGUGAAUGUUGGAAUUACUGGAGGGAAGUAUUGUUUUGGUUGCAAAAUCCUUUCUGCUCAGGCAGUGAAAAUGGAAGAUACACCACCUGAUCAGCAGCAUGUUUUGCUGUCUUGGAAUUUCAAGGGGUGAUGAUGCCAGUGGGGAAUCUUGGGAAAACUGACCACAGCUUUGGGUUUGGUGGAACAGGGAAAUUUUUGACUUCUAGAAAAUUUUCUGACUAUGGUGAAAAGUUUAGCACUGGAGAUACGAUUGUUUGUGCUGUAGAUCUAGAGACCAAGCCAUUGGCUUCCAUUGGGUUUUCCAAGAAUGGUAAAUGGUUAGGUACUGCAAUGCAAUUUAAUGCUGGUCCUGAUGGUCUUGUGGUGGUUGAUUCUCCAACUAGGAUGCUGCAGUGGGAAUCAGCAAUCUUUCCUCACAUUCUGUUAAAAAAUGUUGUGGUUCAACUGCAGUUUAGUGUUGAAGAUGGACCGGUUCUCAAAGAAGGAUUUAAGCCUUGGGCAGCUUCUCUUGAGGAUGGAAAUGCAAUAAUGGGAUCUAUGCUUUCUAGCGUGAGAGAUUGUGAAGUUAUGAUGAUGGUAGGAUACUAGGAUUACCAGCUUCUGGCAAGAGCACUUGUGCAGAGAAAUGGGUGAAAGAGCAUCCUGAGAAGCAUUAUGUUUUGCUUGGAACAAUCUUGUUUCUGGACCAAAUGAAGGUGCCUGGGUUGCUAUGUAAGAGGAACUAUGGUGAAUGAUUUGAUUGUCUGAUCAGACUAGCAAAUCAAAUUUUGAAUGCCCUCUUACCAAGGGCUGCCAUGAUACCUCACAAUUAUGUUAUUGAUCAAACAAAUGUUAUUUCCUUUAAAUUGAAAUGUUCACCAUUCUGGGAAACAUAUACAGAGACCAUUUGGUAUUGUUAUUUCCUGCAUCUAUGAGAAACAUAUACAGAGUAAAACGUUUCGUAGCUUCUCCUUCUUGGUUUCUGCUUUGAAUAUAUGCUCCAUCUCUUAAUCUGGUAGCUAUUGUGGUUUUCCCAGAACCAGAGGAGCUGGAGUUGCGUGCUGCUAAAAGAUUUGGAGAGAUGGGGAAGGAGGUACCAGCUGACACAGUUAAUGAAAUGACAGCUAACUGUACUUUGCCUGGGCCAGAUGAGUUCUUUGAUGAGUUGAUAGACAAGAGGCACAAAGAUACCUGGAUGAGAUGAAACUUGCUCUAAGACCUGCAUCCACACCUUAUUCUUAAGAAAAUUUUGUUCAGUCAUACAACAGCUGUUUGUACCCAAAUCAAUGGGGUUCAUCAGCUGUUGCUGCAGAUUGCCAGCCAGGCAUGCAUUCAGUA